AUGGUCGUCGAUACAUCAUACUACGAUGCUUUAGGCGUCAAACCCGAUGCCUCUGAAUUAGAAAUCAAAAAGGCCUACAGGAAACUUGCCAUCACCACCCAUCCUGACAAAAAUCCGGGGGAUGAGACCGCCCAUGCUAGGUUUCAAGCCGUUGGUGAGGCGUACCAAGUCUUGUCCAACAAAGAUACCAGAGCUGCCUACGACAAAUAUGGCAAAGAAAAAGCAAUGCCCAGCCAGGGCUUCGAGGAUCCCGCAGAGUUUUUCAGCAUGAUAUUCGGCGGUGAUGCCUUUGUCGACCUGAUUGGAGAACUGACACUGCUGAAAGACCUCACCCAUACCAUGGACAUUACCAUGGAACAGAUGGAGGAAGAAGAACUUGCCAAAAAUGCGGAAGAAAAAUUAAAUGUUCACGACGCAAAAGACAAGGAAGCCGCCACCACCGCUGCUGCUGGUAUGAGCGCGAAGGAGAAAGAGGCCGCUGAACGUUCUCCUUCAGGAAGCACAAGUCCACCGCCUCCCCCUCCAUAUGUCUCAGGGGAAGAAGGAUCUACCUCGGCUGCACAGUCAUCAGGGACCAGCACGCCGCGAAGAAGAUAUCUCGGCCAGCAAACUAUUACGGAUCGAUCUGAGGAAGAUGCCCGUAUGGAUGCGGCAGGACUGAGCCAGGAGGAGAAAGACUUGCAAAAGAAGAAAAAAAAGGGGGGGUUGACCAAAGAGCAACGUGAGAAGUUGGAAGCGUAUGAACGUGAACGACGAAAACAACGAGAAGAACGAGUUGAGACCUUGUCUAAGAAACUGAUCGAUCGCAUAAGUAUCUGGACAGAGACAGACAAGGGCCCUGAAGUGACGCAUGCUUUCCAGGAGAAGACAAGAUUGGAGGUUGAAAAUCUCAAGAUGGAGUCAUUCGGGAUCGAGAUUCUCCACGCCGUUGGCCAGACCUACCUGCAAAAGGCCACCUCGUUCCUUAAAUCCCAGAAAUUCCUAGGCAUAUCAGGCUUCUUCUCCCGUCUGAAGGAUAAGGGUACUCUGGCCAAAGAAACGUGGAACACCAUUUCCACGGCAAUCGACGCCCAGCUUACCAUGGAGGAAAUGGCCAAACUAGAAGAAAAAGGCGGUGCUGAUUGGACGGACGAGAAAAAGGCAGAGUAUGAGCGAAAGGUUACAGGCAAGAUUCUGGCCGCUGCCUGGAGAGGCUCUAAAUUUGAGAUUCAAAGCGUGCUGCGCGAAGUCUGCGAUAGAAUCCUGAAUGAUAAGGCCGUCAGAUUGGAAAAGCGGGUGGAGCGCGCCCAUGCUCUCGUUCUGUGCGGUACCAUCUAUCAAAAGGCAGAACGUGAUCCUGACGAAGAAGGUGACUUUAUGGCCUUUGAGCAGCUUAUGGCCGAAUCCAUGAAGAAGCAAGAGAAGAAAAAGGAAAAGGAGAGAGACCAACCGCAGCAAUACAAGCACCAUUUCAGCCAUAGGGAUGCUUCGCCAGCAACGUGA
Rhinocladiella mackenziei CBS 650.93 is the source of this 1482-nucleotide messenger RNA. RefSeq lists its product as uncharacterized. Lineage: Eukaryota; Fungi; Ascomycota; Eurotiomycetes; Chaetothyriales; Herpotrichiellaceae. The transcript is spliced from 2 exons. Bases 1 to 1482 code for a protein of 493 amino acids. Gene Ontology annotation, biological process: protein import into peroxisome matrix. The record is from RefSeq and is a predicted model, not a curated record. Gene Ontology annotation, cellular component: cytosol.